AUGUCAGCUAUCGUAACUAAAAUCGUUGAAAAAUACAAUCUUAACCCCAAGAUGAGUGUGUCUGAUCUCAGUAAAUACACCUCAGAAUUUCUUGAAAACCUUACUGAUGAUAGAAAGCGGAAUCAAGCUCGACGACGCCUUCGAGACGGUUUUAGAUUUAGCGGUGAUCAGAGAGGUAGUAAGGCCAAGAUUAUAAAUAUUAUCGAGGGCAGUUGCAAAAUAGCUAUAGCUUCGCCCCCCAAAGAUUUGGAAGAGGGAAUUAUCAGAGAGAUAACAAAACGAAUGUUGCAAAAUAGAUAUGGAUUUAGUGAGGAUCGAGUGAAUGCCUUAUUCUCUACCCAGGAAAAUGAAAGAAUGGAGGAAGAAACAAUUGGAGAGAUGGCACAUCGGCUUUUACGGGAUAAGCUUAGUAUUCGGGAUAUAAGAGCUGAAGCUUAUGCCUUAGCCCUAUCAGCAAAAAAUGCUAAUGCCGGUUCGUCACGUCUUUCAAGGCUUCGGAAAGAAUUAAGAAAUAUUGGUGCUUCAUCCCAGAUCAUUGAGGCCACGAAAUUUCCAGAUAUUACAGAAGAUGCUAACAAAAUCCAGAGGAAUAAUCGGAAAAAGGCUGAAACCAAACGUAUUAAUUAUCCAGAUCAUUUUACAUUAGAAUCGGUCAAAGAGAGAUUGGAUAGUUAUGAUACAUCUACUGUACCUGAUGUACAAGCUCUUGCAGAUGUUAUGAUAAUGCUUUGUAUCCGUCCCGCUGAACUCACAUCUUUACGUAUUACAGAUGCUG
Molecule: messenger RNA, 775 nt
Organism: Paraglomus occultum
Lineage: Eukaryota; Fungi; Glomeromycota; Glomeromycetes; Paraglomerales; Paraglomeraceae
Source: the annotation of a GenBank genome assembly